Molecule: messenger RNA, 1833 nt
Organism: Dryobates pubescens (Downy woodpecker)
Lineage: Eukaryota; Metazoa; Chordata; Aves; Piciformes; Picidae
Gene: VAMP2
Product: vesicle associated membrane protein 2
Exons: 5
Coding region: 181-525 (114 amino acids)
Biological process (GO): SNARE complex assembly; vesicle fusion; vesicle-mediated transport
Cellular component (GO): plasma membrane; SNARE complex
Molecular function (GO): SNAP receptor activity; syntaxin-1 binding
Source: RefSeq, a predicted model, not a curated record
UAGGCUGUGAUGUGAGGCACAGGCAUGCUCAGUAGCCGGUGCCUACCCCUCCUAUCUCAGCAACAGUGCCUACAGCACUAGGAGACUGCUUGCAGCAGAGCCGAGCGGAAAGCCAUCUUUGCUGGAGAGGGAGGGAAGGCAGCCGCCCCUGAGCCGCUCGGCACCCGCUCGCCCCUCACCAUGUCUGCCCCAGUUCCUACACAAGGUCCUACCAGUGCUGGGUCUGCAGGACCACCUCCUGCUGCCAACAUAUCAAGCAACAAACGACUGCAGCAGACACAAGCCCGGGUGGAUGAGGUGGUAGACAUCAUGAGAAUGAACGUGGACAAGGUGCUAGAAAGAGACCAGAAGCUAUCAGAGCUUGACAACCGGGCAGAUGCAUUGCAAGCAGGUGCCUCACAGUUUGAAACCAGUGCAGCCAAACUGAAGAGAAAAUACUGGUGGAAAAAUUGCAAGAUGAUGAUCAUCCUCGGUGUAGUAUGCGCAGUCAUUCUCAUUAUAAUUAUAAUUUAUUUCUCCACUUGAAAAAGCAAAGAAGGAAGACUUGGCACAACUUUGUUCAUAUUGACCAAUGAUAUCAGUGUUCCUUUGUUGAACUCCGCUUUUUAAUUCCCAAUCUCGUGGGAUUUUUGCUUGUAAUAACCCAUAUGCAUUCAGUGUGGUGUGUUUUGGAAUUCUGUUGUUUCCACGAGAAACUGUACCAGCUAAAUACUGCCAAGUAGUUCCAUACACUGUCUUAUCACCGUGUCUUAAAAUGUGUACGCACUGACCUUCAGAAACUGUAGUAUAUGAAAAGCAUCCUAAACAUCUUGGAAUAAGAGAAUGCAGUUAUGGGGAAGCUCCUGCUUAAAGGGACACUGUCAGGUGGAUUGGACCCAAACCUAAGGUUGAAGCAAAUAUUAGGGCUGGAAUUCUCAUUCUGAGUGCGUAAAGUUGGAUGGAAAAAUCCACUGUUAAUUGUAACUUUUUGAGGUAGUAUCUGCUGCGCCCAUGGAAGAGAGUGGUACCCACAAUAUUUGUGUAAGACAUUUAAACUUCAACACCUAGCACAGAUAUUUUUUUAUUCUUAGCUGUAGUAUUCAAGUCUACAAACAUUGCCUGCAGAAAAUAAAUAGAACUGGAUUAGCAUCUUAUGUGGAUAGAAAUUUUUUCCUUAUGGGGUACUCUGUACAAACAGAAUAGCCUCAAUAUGAAAACCAGAAAGAAAACUGUACAACUGAAAAAGCAUUAGCUAGAACAAUCUUUAAAAAGCCAGGUUAAAUGCAGGAAGGGUGAUGCAAGCAUCAUGUAUGGCCAAGAUCCAGACUCUUUCCAAAAAGUCAAGGCACUGUUUGUCAUUCUUGAAACUCCAGUCUCCAAUAUUGAUGGCCCUGACUUAAAGCACAUGAACAACUUUGGUGAUGUUUGUGGCUUCCCAGCACAACUGUAGGAAGCUACCUCUGCACCACUUUGCAGAAAUGAUCCCCACAGUGAGGAUCAUUCAAAAUCAAGAAGAUGAUGAUGUGGGUAAACAGAGGGAACAGUAGAGAGAGGCUGAGAGAGGGAAGGGUGCCUAGCAAAGCUUUCCUGGAGAAGAGGAAGGCAAAGAAGCACUGAUCCAGAGUGUUGGUGUUAACAGGCUUUUAAAGUAUUUUAUUUGUGUGUGUGUAUAUAGUUCAUAAAUUAUAGUGUUGUCUUUUUAAAGCGCUCAUCCGAGAUAUUUUCGUGCUUGAUUACUUUAAACCAACAUCUUAUGUAACUAAGAGAAAUUAUAUAUUGCUGUUUGAAAGUUCUUGCAUGUUAUUGUCAUAGGGCUUCUCCCAAAUGUUGAAUUCCUUGUAUUUAUUUAUUUAU